AUGGCGAUGGCGGGGCCUCGACCGGUGAGCGGCUCCGCGCGCGGCCAGAAGGCGCGAGCUCACCACCCGCCGCUCCGCCACCCGCCAAAUCCCGGCAGGCCUCGCGCGCGUGACGCGUUCCGCCGCGCCGAUUGCCGCUUCCGCCUGCGGGAAGAGGGGGAAGGGCAGGGCGGCGGGGAGCGCUCGGGGGAGCGCUCGGGGGGGCGGGUGGGGCCUGUCUGCAGGUGGUGCGCCUCGGCCUCUCUGAAAGGGGGGUUCCGGGAGGAGGCGGCAGACAACGCCAUUCAGAAGCUGGCAGACAGUCACCAGUGGGGUUCCCCAGGGCUCCAUUUAGGGUCAGUGCUCUUUAAUGUUUUUAUAAAUGAUCUGGAUGCAGGAAUGGAAUGUACAUUAAGUGAGUUUGCUGAUGAUACUGAACUAGGAGGAGCUAUGGACUCCCUAAAGAGCAGAGAGGCCUUACGGAGAGAUCUGGAUAGACUGGAGAGCUGGGCAGUCACCAACUGCAUGAAAUUUGAUGAGAGCAACGAUAAGCAGGAAAUGGGAACUGUUGUGCAUGACUGCAUAGAGACCAUUGAGGCUGUGUAUGCUAACAGGCCUGACUUGAAGGAGGAGCCGCUGGAGGAAGCUGAACACACUUGGUAUACCGACGGGAGCAGUUUUUUGCCUUCGGCAGUUGCAAUUAUGCACUGCAAAGGGCACCAAAAGGGUAACACUGCUCAAGAAGUGGGGAAUAAAUUGGCAGAUUAUGAGGAAAAAGGAGCGGUGGAACAAGGUGAGGUAUUAAGUUUGGUUCCUGAAAGAGCUUUGCCACUACCAGACUUGGUCGAUUAUGAUGAAAAGGAUCUUAGAUUAAUUAAAGAUCUGGAAGCAGAAGUUGAAUCAUCAGGUUGGGCAAAAUUACAAGAUAAUAGAGUAAUAGUUCCAUUUAGAAUAUUAUGGAAACUGGUGAAAACAGAACAUGACAAGACCCAUUGGGGAACUGAAGCUUUGUAUAAUUCCCUUACGAAGCAAAUAGUGGCCAGGAAUUUGUUUCAAACUGUGAAAACCAUGGUUGAUAGAUGUGAGACAUGCUUAAAGAAUAAUCCAAAAGUAGAAAAUCAUGUAAAAUUUGGAAGUAUUGAUAAAGGGGAAGUUCCAGAUCAAAAUUGGCAGCAGGCUGCCCAGGGAGACGCGGAGAUGCUGGGAGGACCCGACCCGGAGCUGGCGGCCACCAUGGGCUUCUCCGGCUUCGGGAAGAAAGCUCGGACUUUCGACCUCGAAGCCAUGUUUGAGCAAACAAGAAGAACUGCAGUGGAGAGGAGCAGGAAGGUCUUGGAGGCUCGUGAAAGAGAGAAGGAAGACCAUGCUGAAAAAGAGUUUAGAAGUCUGUGCACUGAUUCAUCAGCUUCAGUAUCCAGUGCAAAAGGAGCCGGAUCCUCAUUAACCCAGAGAGAGGCAGCCUGUAGAGAAGGUGAAGACAGCUCAGAUGAAGAGUUAACUGGUCCUUCCAUGCAAUCCCAGACUUCUGCUCAGGGUCCAGCUGAGGAUACUGACGAUGAUGAUGAUGAAUUCAUUGGGCCACCACUUCCCCCUGGGUUCAAGGAUAGUGAUGACGAUAAUGACAAUGAUGAUACAGAGGAGGAAGAUAACAACCCUGUCAAGAAAAUUCCAGAUUCUCAUGAAAUUACACUCCAGCAUGGGACAAAAACAGUUUCUGCUUUGGGGUUGGAUCCUUCAGGUGCCCGUUUGAUAACUGGUGGAUAUGACUACGAUGUUAAAUUUUGGGAUUUUGCUGGAAUGGAUGCCUCUCUGCAAGCUUUUCGGUCACUCCAGCCUUGUGAAUGUCACCAAAUCAAAUCUUUGCAGUAUAGCAGCACAGGAGAUGUCAUUCUUGUUGUGUCCGGUAACUCUCAGGCAAAAGUUCUUGACAGAGAUGGCUUCCCAGUUAUGGAGUGCAUAAAAGGAGACCAAUACAUUGUGGAUAUGACAAACACAAAGGGUCACACAGCAAUGCUCAAUUCAGGCUGUUGGCAUCCAAAAAUAAAGGAAGAAUUUUUGACAUGUUCUAAUGAUGGAACUGUGAGGACAUGGGAUGUUAACAAUGAAAAAAAGCACAAAAGCGUAUUUAAACCACGAUCAGCUCAAGGUAAACGAGUGAUUCCUACAACUUGCACAUACAGCAGAGAUGGUAAACUUAUUGCAGCUGGCUGUCAAGAUGGCUCCAUCCAGAUCUGGGACAGGAAUAUGAGCGUACACACGAAGUUCCACUGCAAGCAAGCCCAUGCUCCAGGCACCGACACUUCAUGCUUGACGUUUUCCUAUGAUGGUACUGUCCUUGCCAGCCGGGGAGGAGAUGAUACUUUAAAGAUAUGGGAUAUUAGACAAUUUAAAAAGCCUCUUAAUUCAGCGGAAAGACUGCCCAGCUUCUUUCCAAUGACAGACUGUUGUUUCAGCCCAGAUGAUAAAAUACUCGUCACAGGCACCUCUGUUAAGAAAGGUGGUGGCAGUGGGAAGCUUUUUUUCUUUUACCGGGAGACAUUCCAGAAGUUGUAUGAGAUAGAAGUUACAGAUGCGAGUGUUGUGCGUUGCCUUUGGCAUCCCAAGCUGAACCAGAUCAUGGUUGGUACAGGAAAUGGUUUGGCCAAAGUGUACUAUGAUCCUGUCAAAAGCCAGAGGGGAGCGAAAUUAUGCGUGGUCAAAACAAAACGGAAGGAGAGACAAGCAGAGACUCUUACACAGGAUUACAUUAUAACACCCCAUGCGCUUCCGAUGUUCCGUGAACCACGACAGCGAAGCACCAGGAAACAGCUGGAGAAGGAUAGGCUGGACCCCAUGAAGUCUCACAAACCUGAACCUCCAGUAGCAGGGCCAGGUCGCGGUGGGCGUGUUGGAACUCAUGGAGGUACCUUGUCAUCAUAUAUAGUCAAGAAUAUUGCACUGGAUAAGACAGAUGAUAGCAACCCUCGAGAAGCUAUUUUACGUCAUGCAAAGGAAGCAGAGGAGAAUCCAUACUGGGUUGCUCCGGCAUAUGCUAAAACGCAGCCAAAAACAGUUUUUGCAGAAGUGGAACCAGAAGAUGAUGAAACCGACAAGCCAGAGUGGAAAAAACGUAAAAUUUGAAAAAUUUGGCUUAAAAAUAAUUUCAGAGCUUUUGAAACGAAGUGCAACAUUUAUUUCUUCAUUUCGGGUAGUGGAUCAAAAUUUGAAAGCACAAAUUACUUCAGUUCAUGAAACUUGCUGCAGUGUACAAAGGAAGUGCUGUAUUACACUGGAUUGUAAUCCCACAUCUGAAUUUUGUAAUAAGGAAUUCACAGAAUCCCUAAAGUUGGAAAAGACCUGUAAGAUCAUCAAGUCCAAUCAUUACAAAAAACCCCAAAAAACACCACACCACCACACAAACAAAAAAACCACAGCACACACCACCAUGCCCAUCAAGCCACGUCCCACAAUGCCACGUCCAUGUGCUCCUUGAAUACCUCCAGGGAGGGUGACUCCACUACCUCCCUGGGCAGCCUGUUCCAGUGUGUUACCACUCUCUCAGUAAAGAAAUUUUUCCUAAUAUCGAGUCUGAAUCUCCCCUGGCACAACUUGAGGCCAUUUCCUCUUGUCCUGUCACGCAUCACUUGGGAGAAGAGACCAACACCCACCUCUCUGCAACCCCCUUUCAGAUAGUUCACAGAAUGACAGAAUCACUAAGGUUGGA
Gavia stellata (red-throated loon) is the source of this 3682-nucleotide messenger RNA. It is a transcript of the gene WDR70, whose product is annotated as WD repeat domain 70. The transcript has 22 exons. Bases 1 to 3099 code for a protein of 1032 amino acids. Lineage: Eukaryota; Metazoa; Chordata; Aves; Gaviiformes; Gaviidae. Gene Ontology annotation, biological process: regulation of DNA double-strand break processing. The record is from RefSeq and is a predicted model, not a curated record. Gene Ontology annotation, cellular component: nucleus; site of double-strand break. Gene Ontology annotation, molecular function: protein binding.